GCUGUCCAAAACCCUCACAAAACCCAACCCCCCACCCCCACGAGCUUUCCUCUCGAGUUUCUUCCCAAGAAUCGAUCUUUAAUCGCAAAAGAUAUGGUCCAGUUCACCGGUAGCAUCGCCCGGCAAUCCCCAGCCGUGUUCCGGUUGGUGAGCCUCUCCCGCGCGCACCCUUUACAUUUCGCCCCGGUUCAUGCCAAGGCGGUCCGGAAAGGCGUGUUCUGGAGCUCUUCCUCGUGUCAAAAUCCUGCCUUUCCUCUGAAUUAUGGCCGCUCCGGGGUUCUUAGGGACUCGGGUAAGGUUGAAAUUGGGUUCAGGCAACUGGGUUUCAACCGGGCCCGGUUUUCGGCGGUUUCGGACGCGGGGUCUGGUGGAAGUGGUGAUAAUGGACGAUCUGGCGAUGGGAAUUAUGGAGGAAGAGGUGAAGGUGGCAGUGGCGGAGGCGGUGGGAGCAGUGGAAAUAACUGGUCCUUGCUUUCUUGGUAUCUGACCCUACUUGCAAAAUAUCCUGUGGCAACAAAAGCAGUGACUUCUGCAUUGCUAACAUUCCUUGGAGAUUUGAUCUGCCAGCUCGUGAUUGAUCAAGCGCCAUCAUUGGACCUGAAAAGAAACUUCUUAUUUAGUUUUUUGGGGCUGGUGUUAGUGGGUCCUACGCUUCACUUCUGGUACUUAUACUUGAGCCGCUUAGUAACUGUGCCUGGUGCAUCAGGAGCUUUUUUGCGCCUUCUACUUGAUCAGUUUAUUUUCUCUCCUCUGUUCAUUGGUUUUUUCCUAGCUACGUUGGUAACACUGGAAGGGAGGCCAUCAGACGUUGUUCCCAAGCUGCAACAGGAAUGGUUUUCUGCUGUUCUUGCAAAUUGGAAGCUCUGGAUACCAUUCCAGUUUCUCAAUUUUCGUUUUGUCCCACAGCAAUUUCAGGUCCUUGCCGCUAAUGUUAUUGCUUUGGUUUGGAAUGUGAUUCUAUCAUUCAAAGCUCAUAAAGAGAUUCUUCCUAAAUAGGUCAUUGUUCUUGAAGUCAAUUUUGUCCGCUGUUGAUGUCGCCUCAUGAAGUUUGGUGGCUCAGGAGAUGGGAGAACGUAAUUUUUCUCAUGUUUAUGUUGGUUUGGAUGGGUAGAUUGUGAUCUCGUGUUCAUUGGUAUGGAGAUGUAAUGUGGGAAUGAAUGGUUCAGUUGCUUUAAGCUUUCUUCCUUGCAAGGUGCAUUAGUUUCUAUCA
Syzygium oleosum is the source of this 1210-nucleotide messenger RNA. Its product is annotated as protein sym-1. Lineage: Eukaryota; Viridiplantae; Streptophyta; Magnoliopsida; Myrtales; Myrtaceae. The transcript has 8 exons. Gene Ontology annotation, cellular component: membrane; cytoplasm. Bases 94 to 996 code for a protein of 300 amino acids. The record is from RefSeq and is a predicted model, not a curated record.